This is a messenger RNA of Macadamia integrifolia, 812 nucleotides long. RefSeq names its product glycine-rich RNA-binding protein GRP1A-like. Gene Ontology annotation, molecular function: RNA binding. The coding region runs from base 112 to 585 and encodes 157 amino acids. The transcript has 2 exons. Lineage: Eukaryota; Viridiplantae; Streptophyta; Magnoliopsida; Proteales; Proteaceae. The record is from RefSeq and is a predicted model, not a curated record.
GUGCUAGGGUUUUUUGUGCUCUCUUUGAGGUGGAUUCUGAUCCUCCUCUUGUUACUUUUCUGAGGUAUUUUUUAGUUUUUGUGUUCGUUGGAUCCUUUCUCUUCUUCAGCAAUGGCCUCUGCAGAUGUUGAGUUCAGAUGCUUCGUUGGUGGCCUUGCAUGGGUAACCGAUGACCAAGCUCUCGAGAGGGCUUUCAGUCAAUACGGCGAGAUUAUUGAAUCAAAGAUUAUCAGCGAUCGUGAGACUGGUAGAUCUAGGGGAUUUGGCUUCGUUACUUUCCGCGAUGAACAAUCGAUGAGGGAUGCCAUUGAGGGGAUGAACGGCCAGGAUCUCGACGGUAGAAAUAUUACAGUCAACCAGGCCCAGACCAGAGGUGGUGGUGGCGGCGGAGGUGGUGGUUACCGCAGCGGUGGUGGCGGCGGCUAUGGUGGCGGCGGCGGCGGCUAUGGACGCCGUGAGGGAGGUGGUGGAUAUAGCCGCGGUGGCGGUGGUGGUGGAUACAGCCGCGGUGGUGAUCGUGGCUAUGGAGGUGAUGGAGGUAGUUACCGCAGCGGUGGUGGCGGCGGCGGUGGCUGGAGAAGCUAGAUUUCUGUUGGAGAUGUUUUAGGGUUGGGUUGGGUUAUGUCUAGGGUUUGGUUGCCAUUAUGAAUGGGUUCUUGUUCUCCUGGGUUAUGGUUCGGUUUGCUUCUGUUUCUUUUUGACCGCUGGUUCGGCAUCAAUAGUUAGGUUAUGAUAUCUUUCUGGAGAUAGUUCGUAGUCUUGUUACAAAGCUUGUGAAACUUCGAAAGAGAAAUAUUUUUGUUUUUGUUCUA